This is a messenger RNA of Cicer arietinum (chickpea), 2412 nucleotides long. RefSeq lists its product as uncharacterized. Gene Ontology annotation, molecular function: protein binding. The record is from RefSeq and is a predicted model, not a curated record. Lineage: Eukaryota; Viridiplantae; Streptophyta; Magnoliopsida; Fabales; Fabaceae.
GAUAAAUAUUUGUGGAUAAGAAUCUCCAAUGUAUGCCACACACACGAAACUCACUAAAAUACUAUUAACAUUUUUUCAUUAAUCACAUUACAUUGCAUCACCAUAGUUAUAGUUUAUAACAUUAACAAUUGGUUUCUAACUAUGCACACCCAACUCAAAGCUUCCUUCAACUGCUCAAUUGAGAUAGUCUUGAUAGAAUAAUCAAGGAUGAGACAUCUCCUUAUGAUGCUAGGAAUAUAGCUAGUCUUGCAGCCAGAAUCUGAUUCUGGCCAGGGUAGAAAGGUUGUUUGCUGAGGCAUUCAGAAGCAGUCAAAUAUAGAUUUCAGAGAAUCUGAUCAAGUUUAUUCAUUGUCAUGGAUAACAGCCAGAAGGUAGCCCUCAUGAGUAAUGAAAACGCUAAAGAUUUAUCAGUCAUGGAGCUGAGGCAGUACAAGAACAAUCAAUCAAAAUCAAGCUCUACUCCAGAAGAAACAUGCGAUCAAUCGCGCUGUCUUAUCUGUACGGAGAACAACAGUUGUAAAACAGUUUAUUCAAGAACCAAACUAAUGGGUACUUUGAUUGGAAGAGGAAAACCGCAAGAAGCCGAGACCAUCUUCAACAGUUUGACCGAAGAAGGACAUAGGCCAACUAUUAUAACAUACACUACUCUUGUGGCUGCGUUAACGCGUCUAAAGCGUUUCAAGUCUAUUCCUUCACUUCUUUCUAAAGUUGAAGAGAAUGGAACGAAGCCAGAUUCAAUACUUUUCAAUGCCAUGAUCAAUGCGUUUUGUGAUUCUGGUAAGGUACAUGAAGCGAUGAAAAUCUUUCGGAAAAUGAAGGAGUGUGGAUGCAAACCAACAACUAGUACUUUCAAUACUCUCAUUAAAGGAUUUGGAGUUGUUGGAAGGCCUAAUGAAGCAAUGAAACUGCUACAAAUGAUGUGUCAAGAUGGAAAUGUGAAACCAAAUGAGAGAACAUAUAAUAUUCUCAUCCAAGCUUGGUGUACCAAGAAGAAAUUGGAAGAAGCAUGGAAUGUUAUGCAUAAAAUGGUUGACUCCGGCCUGCAGCCAGAUGUUGUCACGUACAACACACUUGCAAGAGCAUAUGCUCAGAAUGGUGAGACAUAUAAUGCUGAAAGGUUAAUAUUGAAAAUGCAGCAGUAUAACAAAGUGAAGCCUAACGAACGAACUUGCGGUAUCAUCAUAAGCGGUUAUUGUAAGGAAGGUAACAUGACAGAAGCCUUGAGAUAUCUCUACAAAAUGAAGGAGCUUGGAGUGCAUCCAAAUCCUGUAGUUUUCAACUCACUUAUCAAAGGAUAUUUAGACAUUACAGAUACAGAUGGAGUAGAUGAGGCAUUGACAUUGAUGGAAGAAUUUGGGAUCAAACCAGAUGUAGUGACAUAUAGCACCAUCAUGAAUGCAUGGAGUUCAUCAGGACUUAUGGACAAUUGUGAGGAGAUAUUCGAUGACAUGGUGAAAGCUGGGAUAGAACCCGACAUCCACGCUUACAGCAUCCUUGCGAAAGGCUACGUACGUGCCGGGCAGACAGGUAAAGCAGAGGCUCUUCUGACUUCAAUGACCAAAUACGGUUUACAACCAAAUGUUGUGAUCUUCACUACCAUAAUCAGUGGAUGGUGUGCCGCUGGCAAAAUGGAUCGCGCGUUUAGACUUUAUGAGAAAAUGCAAGAAAUUGGAACUCAGUCGAAUUUGAAAACUUAUGAAACUUUAAUAUGGGGGUAUGGAGAAGCAAAACAACCGUGGAAAGCAGAAGAGUUACUUGUUACCAUGGAACAAAGUGGCAUAGCUCCUGAAACGUCCACUAUCCAGUUGGUCGCUGACGCUUGGCGUGCCAUUGGUUUGUUGAAAGAAGCCAACAGAAUUCUAAAUGGUUCAGAGGAAGAAUCUGAUCUAGAUGAAAAUUUUGAUAGUGACGAGAUACCUGUGCAGAACUUGGAGAGAAUUGAUAAGAAACAAAAACUUGGUGCUUCUUCUCUGUCUAAUCUACUGCAAAUGCCUGAUAUAGUGGUAGCUCAUCCAGAAAGAACCUCUAAUGGAAACAUAAAAAGCCAAAUGAUAGUCAAAGCAUGUGACACUAUGCGAAACGCUACCACUUCCAUUGUUUUUGCUCGUACAAAAUUGUACGCAGUACAGCCAUUGAUUAUAAGUAGGCAUAAAAUUCAACAUCAGAUUAUUAGGCCUUUCUUUGAGUGUUGCAGAUUAGUGUCAAUACAUUGUUGAGAUUAUUUUUCUGGUGUGGUUAUCUCAUAUUGAUUUGUGAUGAAACACAAAAUCAUAUUUGAAUAUAUAUUUUUUGCUUCCAUGACAAUGAAUUCUGUUCUGAUAGAGAAACUGUAGAUUUUAUUCAAGGACUUCAGAAAUCAGAACAUACACUUACAGUUAUGCCUAAAUUAUGGUGUAAAUUAUGUUUGUGGAC